AUGCGCUCGUCCGACCCGUUUCGCGCCCCGUCGCGCCCCGUCCCCCACCGGCGCUGGGACACGGCCCCCCGUGACGACCGCCGCCCCGUUCCCGCGCUGUUCUCGCCCCGAGCCAAAGCACGCGACGGCCCACCGGUCGCCUCUUCGGCCGUCUACGCGAGUGAGCGCCACCGACGGCCUAUGGCGAGUCGCGACUUUGCGCUUCCUGCAGUACCGCAGCCGACUGCACGUCGAUGGGGCGCCCCACCGACAGAGACGUCGCCAUUGGUGUACGACGACCCGUUCCAGGCCGACUCGUCCAUGGGCACGUACGGCUCGAGGCCGUCGCCAGUGUCAAUUGGUAUGGCGUCUCGUAAAGCAGGAGAAGCUGCACACGGGUACCGAGCGAUUGACGCGCUCGACUGUCGGCCUGUGGUUCCACACUCGACGACUGAAGACUAUGACAGUGCCGCGAGAGCGUUCGCGGUGGACUAUGAGCUCGAGCCACAGCACAGUCAGACAGAGCUGCAGCGCUAUUACGCGUCGAGGCAGUCGCUCCGAGCGAUGAACGGCGUUGCCACGAGGGAACGGGAUCGACGACCAGCGGGUCACCACGAGCUCUACGCGCGAGAAAUGAGGGGACGCGAGGAACCGCUGGACGACGUGCGGUUCGGUGACCACGCAACGCGACUUGCGGGUCUGCCGAGGAGUCUGCCGUCCCCUGCGUCGCUGACGUUUGGACUGCUCUCGAGUGAAGCGACGAGGGACGUGCACAGUCGACGGUACCAUGUCGUGUCGCCCCCGACUGCGCAGAAUGCGUUUCGGUAUGGACAACCGCAGUCGGCCGACGUAUUGCUUGAACCAGCUACGGUGGAGAUGUAUCCAGCUGACACGUCGAGUGCUCGAGCGCCCCUACGACACGAGUUCACGCAAGAGGCAGAGUUUUCACGGCAGCGAACGCACCAGUCGGUACUGCGAAGACCUCCUCCUUCUUACGGUGAACAUCCGACGCGCAGCAAUGAUAUGGUAAUGGCCGACAGACGAUCGUCGCUCGGUCUCGACUUGUCUCGUGUCCGACGUGAUCCAGAGAGUCGGCCAGUGUACAAAGACUUGGCUCUUGCGAGUCCCAGCAUGGCCCUGAACGACGACUACAGGCAAUUCUUGCCCAGCAGUAGUGCAAGUGCGAUGGCCGGUUUAUCCUCUGGUCGACUGCGGCAACACAGCCACGUGAUUGCGCGGCUGCAGACGACCAAGCGACCACGACGACCCCAUGACCCAUUUUUGUAUGCUCGCCCUGAAGACUUGGCGCUGGCACCGCAAGGACCGACCGCCACGACGGCGUGUGCUCUCACGCCUGUUGCUGCUGGUAUGGCUAGCAUCUCUUCGUUCUACCGGAAAAAAGACGGGGUCGAGGAGGAAACAGCUCUGCCCAAGCGCCGAUGUGGACGCAAGAGCAUGAACUACUCGUCCGAGCAAAAGCGCGAGCGCAAUCGUGCAGCCGUGAAGAAAUGCCGACAGCGGCAGGCGCUGAAACUGGAAUACUUGCGGCACAAGGCUGAGUCAUUGACGGCUGAGAACCAUACGCUCUCGGAGAUGCUAAUCCAGGACGCUGCGCUGGACGACGACCAGCGCACGUCGCUGAUGCGCGGCAUUCAGAUGGACAUUUUGCUCAAGAUCAAGGAAGUGUUUACACAGAGUCUGCCGAAAGACUUUGUGCUUGACGCCGACUCGAUCUGGGACCUCAACUCGGUGCUGACGGUAUCCAUGCCGUCCCGUUGCUACUAUGGCGUCGAGAGCAUCAAAGACUUUUGGCGGACGUCGUUGCGCAUGCGCAACAAGGGCAAAAUCCGUUCGUUCUGGGCGUGGCUCUUCCGGCUUCCGCCCGGUGACCGCUUUUCAGCGUUUGAGAUCCAGCCGUUCUCGCCCACGUCGAACCUGUACUUUAUCUCUUGGACCACGAAAUCGAGUCCGUCGCUGGCUGGCUCCAUGAUCAUCAUGUUUGGCGAUGGGCAUCGCGUGAGCCUCCACGUCGAGUGCUUUGGCUGGCUCAUUUGGCGGUACUUGCUGACGAACGAGCCGUUUCCAGAUAUCUCGUUGGAUUGA
This is a messenger RNA of Hyaloperonospora brassicae, 2082 nucleotides long. The record is from the annotation of a GenBank genome assembly. Lineage: Eukaryota; Oomycota; Peronosporomycetes; Peronosporales; Peronosporaceae.